GUCAUUUUGAUAACAGUCAGCUGAUCGGUGACUUUUUGAUUAUGAAAUGAAAACAAAUAAAAUAUACCAAAAACUAUUUAAAAUAUUGUAUAGCAAAUAUAGGGGUAAUAUUACGUAAAAAACUAUUUUAAGUGUGUGUACUAUGAUGUGUGACGUGAAAUUUUAAUAAAGGUCAAGUUCAGGUCAGAAAACAGCCUCACUGAUUAUUUGAAACUAAAUUGAAAUAUUUGAAAAUCAUGAGUAUCGGAAGAUUUGUAUGGAAUUUCGGACGACAAAAUCGUUUUACUAUACAUCAGAGAUAUAGAUCUUGUUGGUCCUGCGGUAAAAAUGACAACAAUUUGAUUUCUAACCUUUUUUGUUCCCACUGCAAAGCUUUGCAAAAGCCAGACAAAGCGGAGAAUUAUUUUUGCAUUCUCGGUGUAAAAGAAACAUAUGACGUUGAUGAGACCGACCUGGCUAAAAAGUAUAAAGAUCUGCAGAAGUAUUUACAUCCUGACAAAUAUGCGAAUAGAGAUCAAAAAGAACAAGAAAUAUCAGCACAGUACUCAUCAAUAGUUAAUGAUGCAUAUAAAACUUUAUUGGAGCCACUAGCAAGAGGUAUUUAUAUGCUGCGUUUAAGAGGUAAAGAAAUACCAGAGAACACAGAAGCGGAUCAGGAGUUUUUAGUGAAAAUAAUGGAGAAGAAUGAGGAAGUAGAAGAAGCGAGUACAGAGGAAGACAUAAUAAAACUGAAUAAGGAAAAUAAAGCGAUGAUAAAAGAUUUACAGAAGAAGUUGUCCACAGCUUUCUUUGAUGGAGAUCUGAAAAGGGUGACAAAAUUGUUAACUUACAUGAAGUAUUAUACAAGUAUAGACACACAAAUUGAAACUGCUAUUAGAAAUAAAGGAAUUAUUAGAUAAAAUCUCAUUUUACAAUUUUAUUCUAUAUUUUUGUUAUGUAUAUAUACUUAUAGAUGAUUUUUUGAAAUAAAUAAUUUGUUUCUGUUAAAAAUA
Messenger RNA from Bicyclus anynana (squinting bush brown), 992 nucleotides. It is a transcript of the gene Hsc20, whose product is annotated as iron-sulfur cluster co-chaperone protein HscB. Gene Ontology annotation, molecular function: protein-folding chaperone binding; ATPase activator activity. The record is from RefSeq and is a predicted model, not a curated record. The coding region runs from base 237 to 899 and encodes 220 amino acids. The transcript is spliced from 3 exons. Gene Ontology annotation, cellular component: mitochondrion. Gene Ontology annotation, biological process: [2Fe-2S] cluster assembly; protein complex oligomerization. NCBI's taxonomy places the organism in Eukaryota, Metazoa, Arthropoda, Insecta, Lepidoptera, Nymphalidae.